AUGCGCGACUACUUGCUCUUCCUGACCGCCAAGUUCCCCUCCCCGCGAGACCAGUCUGUCCCGGUCACUUCACCUGCGCGGAUUGUGACCUCCGCCUGGAAUCGACGACGCCGACAUCUGCGUCCGUUGACCAUGUUCUCAACCUUCAUUCGCCAACUCAAUACCCUGCGGCGGAAGGUCCCUCUGCUCAACCGGUUACACUUGAACUUCAUUGUCCUCCAUUAUACCUAUAUCAUUUCCUGGGGCAUCGUCGGUUCGAUCAUUGUCUAUCCCGGCAGUGACAUCGCCUAUAUCGAUGCCCUGUUCCUGUCGGUCGGCGCGGCCACGCAGAGCGGGCUGAACACGGUCGACCUGAACCAGCUUCGUCUCUAUCAGCAGAUCGUGCUCUAUCUGAUCACCCUCUUUUGCACUCCCAUCUGGAUCCAUAGUGCGCUAGUGUUCAUCCGCCUCUACUGGUUCGAGAAGCGGUUCCAACAUGUCGUGCGCGAUGCGCGGGCCUUACGCACCACCCGGUCGCGCAUGGACACCGUCACCCAGGGAAAGGAGAGCGAGGAGCUCAAUCGGGCCGAGCUUGGAGUCGGCGGCCGAUCGAUCGUCGUGCUGCGGAAUAAUGCCGGAGAUGCAAGGGGUGACCGACUGCCGGACCCCACAGCCAAAGCCGUCAAUGACGCGCACGCGGAGACCGAUUCAGGCGACGGGGAGGCAAAGGGCGCCAGCGGGCGGUCCAGCUCGGACGAGACCGACCCUGUCGUGGAAAGUCGAUUCGGACUAGGUAGCCUCCGAGUACCCACCCAGCUCAGCCCGGAGCAUCAUAUUGCAUUCGUGGAGAAUCAGCGCAAGAACAAGGGAGCCCUUCGGAUUCCCAGCCCUCGUGAGUACGACCGCGGAGGGGUGCCAGAGGCACUGGACGAAGGGGACGAAGAGGAGCCGGAGCAGGCACCCCCGUCCAGCCCGGUACACUCGGACGAAGUCGAUCAAGUGCAUCCGCUAGAAGGGCCGCACAUCACCAUCAAUGAGCCUGACUUUACUCGCACCCGCACCCGGGCAAACACUUUCUCCCGCCUGGACACCCGGCCCACAAUCCGGGAAACAGUCACCAAGGAUGGAGAGGAGGCCGCCGGGCUGGGGCCAGUGGCCACCCGACACACCUUCCGGGGCAUCUUUCGAUCUCUCACACAAGAGCGAGAGCGACCGACUCAGCCGUAUCUGAGCUGGAAUGCGACCGUUGCGCGAAACUCCAACUUCGUGGAUCUGACCGAGGAACAGCGUGACGAACUGGGAGGCAUCGAGUAUCGUGCCCUGAAGACGCUGGCCGUGGUCCUCAUUUCCUACUAUCUCGGAUUUCACCUUCUGGGGUUGAUCAGCAUGGUUGGCUGGAUUAUGACUACGAACACCUGGGGUGAUAUUGUCAAGGCCGACGGUGUUGGUCGACCCUGGUGGGGGAUUUUCACGUCAGCAUCCGCUUUCAACGAUUUGGGAUUUGCGCUUACGCCGGAUUCAAUGAUUUCUUUCCAGCGCGCGGUCUUCCCUCUUCUGAUGCUGGCGUUCUUGAUUGUCAUCGGUAAUACCGGGUUCCCAUGUAUGUUGCGGCUGAUGAUCUGGAUCCUCUCGAAGUUCGCGCGGCAGGGAACGGCUUUAUGGGAAGAAUUGAAGUUUCUCUUGGAUCAUCCUCGCCGCUGCUUCACUCUGCUAUUCCCUCGAAAUGCCACGUGGUGGCUUUUCGCAAUUUUGGUCGCUCUGAACGGCAUUGAUGUCAUUUUUUUCAUUAUUUUGGACUUGAACGACUCGGCAGUCACACAGCUUCCGCCAGGUCUUCGAGUUCUGGAUGGUCUCUUCCAAGCCGCAGCUACUCGAACGGCUGGUUUUGGAGUCGUCAACCUUGCAGAUCUUCAUCCAGCCAUACAGGUUUCCUACCUGAUCAUGAUGUAUAUAUCUGUCUUCCCCAUCGCCAUUUCCAUGCGUCGGACAAAUGUAUAUGAAGAGAAAAGCCUGGGCCUCUACGGUUACGAGGAGGAGAGUGACGAAGACAACCAGACCGCUCCCAGCUAUAUUGGUACUCACUUGCGACGCCAGCUGAGUUUUGAUCUGUGGUAUGUGUUCUUGGGGCUAUUUAUCAUCACUAUCGCCGAAGGUAGCCGGCUACAGAGUGCGAGUGACUACAGCUUCCAAAUUUUCACCGUCUUGUUCGAGGUCGUGUCGGCGUACGGUACAGUGGGUCUGUCCUUUGGAUAUCCUGGUGUCAACACCUCCUUCUCGGGCCAGUUCAAUGUGGUUUCCAAACUGGUGAUCAUUGCGAUGCAGAUUCGGGGUCGGCAUCGUGGCUUGCCCUACGCCCUAGACCGCGCCGUUCUGCUACCUUCAGACGCGCUCAACCGCCGUGAGGCCGCUGAGUCGGAGCGUCGCAUGCGCCGUCGGGCAUCGAAUCUCAGUGGGGGUGAAUCUCUUGGUCGUCCACAAUCUCGUUCAAUUUCCCAAUCUCAGGCCGACGCUGGCCUUUCGACCGGCAUGGAGUCGUAUGACUGGCAAACUCAUUCGUCAAAUGCGAACGGCGAUGCGGUUGUGAAUCGUUCCUCCACUGUUCGUUCGAAUCGCUGA
Penicillium macrosclerotiorum is the source of this 2595-nucleotide messenger RNA. Its product is annotated as potassium ion transporter. Bases 1 to 2595 code for a protein of 864 amino acids. The record is from RefSeq and is a predicted model, not a curated record. The transcript has 3 exons. Gene Ontology annotation, biological process: intracellular potassium ion homeostasis; potassium ion import across plasma membrane. Gene Ontology annotation, molecular function: high-affinity potassium ion transmembrane transporter activity. Gene Ontology annotation, cellular component: plasma membrane. Lineage: Eukaryota; Fungi; Ascomycota; Eurotiomycetes; Eurotiales; Aspergillaceae.